Neltuma alba is the source of this 669-nucleotide messenger RNA. RefSeq lists its product as uncharacterized. The record is from RefSeq and is a predicted model, not a curated record. NCBI's taxonomy places the organism in Eukaryota, Viridiplantae, Streptophyta, Magnoliopsida, Fabales, Fabaceae. Bases 177 to 479 code for a protein of 100 amino acids. The transcript has a single exon.
CCUCACCUUCCAUAAUUUCCUCCCCAUACUCUGCACUAACCUCUCGGAAUCUUCAAAGCGCGUCCGCCAUUUGUGUUCAUUCUGAGUUAGAAUCCAGUAAAGAAAGAGCAGUUUCCAGAGGAAGAAGAAAGAAAGGUCAGGUUCAAGCCAAGAGCUUUCCACUUAAUUCGCUUGUGAUGGGGAAUUGCAUGGAGAGAUCUGGUGAGAUUCAGUGGCAAGAAGGAGGAGGAGAAGAAGAGGUGAAGCAGCAGAAGGAGGGAGAGGAAGAAGAUAGUGAAGGGAAGAAGCGAGUGAGGGUUAAGAUUGUGCUGACGAAGGAGGAGCUACAAUGGCUUAUACUUCAACUAAACCAGAAGCAAGGCAUGGGAUUAGACCAAGUACUUGAAGAGAUACAGAGAAGCAGAGAGAAAGUUGAAGCAUGGAAGCCUUCUCUUGAGAGUAUCAUGGAAAUCCCUGAAGUGCCUGAGAUGGACAGAUGAUUCUCUCUCUCUCUCAUUUUUUGUUUUCCUUCCCUUUUUAAUCCUAGGUUUUUGUAAUAACUGUUGUAAGUGAUGAUAACUGCAUUUGUAAAUCUUACUUGAAAUGACCAGUCAGAAGAUGAUGAGCUUGUGCUUCGACUACUACAAUCUUGUUCCCUUCCUUUACUUCCCCUGUUGUUUCUUUCUUUAA